Dendronephthya gigantea is the source of this 2781-nucleotide messenger RNA. Its product is annotated as neuronal acetylcholine receptor subunit alpha-6-like. Gene Ontology annotation, biological process: regulation of membrane potential; nervous system process; signal transduction. Gene Ontology annotation, cellular component: synapse; membrane; neuron projection. NCBI's taxonomy places the organism in Eukaryota, Metazoa, Cnidaria, Anthozoa, Malacalcyonacea, Nephtheidae. Bases 945 to 2342 code for a protein of 465 amino acids. The record is from RefSeq and is a predicted model, not a curated record. The transcript is spliced from 5 exons. Gene Ontology annotation, molecular function: transmembrane signaling receptor activity; extracellular ligand-gated monoatomic ion channel activity; neurotransmitter receptor activity.
AUGUUUUAUCAAUGAAAUUAAUCAGUAUUCAGUAAAUAGUUGUAAGGUUACAAAAGGUAAGGCGAUUUACAUGGGGUUUUUUCAUACACUAGAAUGUUUUUGCCCGUUGUGCCGCCUGUUUGAUCGUUUUAACUUUCCUCAAAUGGUAACGUAAUUCUAGGUCCAAGUUCAACUCUAAGAUUCACGCAGUAAAACUUCAGGUUUCGAAGUCGACGAAGUUCCACUUCACGAAUCACGACUGUAGGUCAUCAAACUAAAUGUAACUAAAUGUUUUCCGCAAAACAUGUAAGCUGAUUAUUUUAGCCAAGUAGAAAUGCUGAUUGGAUGUGCUUUGUACAACCCAUAAACAACAGUUUUUUCAUAUCGAAGUUUCAAGAAAUACAAUGACGAAUGUUGAAAGCAUAAGUUUUCACCAUUGUCUUUUACGUAAGAUGAUAAGACUAAUGAUUCAGUGAAACCUUUGUCUAAUUUCACAACAAUGUAAUCCACAGUAACCGAACGAGACUUUAAAAAUGAGUUUUGAUGCUUUAACACAGAAUAUAGUCAGAUUGUGCUAGAAGGAUGAAUCUCUUAGCUAUAUAGCCUUAAUCCAUACUAUAUAGGAGCUGAUUACUGUGGCAUUUAUAGAAACCAUACAAAGACAAUAAGUCUAUAAUUGGGUGCAUAAAAAUUAGGUCUGAUAUGCAUGCCUUUAGUUCCGCCGCAAAAUAUUGCGCUAAUGAUUCAUUGUCGGUUAAAAAGUGAACGAUACUGAUUCAGAUAAAGAACGCGUUGUUGACCUUGUUUAUUUUGCGUAUAGUGAUUAUAUUCAUACGUCUGACAAUAUUGAGAUUUUAUCCAUAUUGUAAUAUCAGAUAUAUGGAAAAGAAAUGAAUCAUUAUACAGAUGGAUGGAUGACAAAUUACAGUCGUUAAGAUGUAAAUAAUUUUUUAACCUUUGAAAAGAUGUCUAUGUCGCCGAAUAAAAUACGAUUAGUUUCGGCAAUGCUUUUUUGGCAGAGUCUAAACCACGUUUUAGUCCCAUCUGCAGAGUGUUGCGCUGCCGAGAAUGAGGCACGGUUGAUUAAAGAUUUGUUACGGAAUUAUGAUCCGGAUGCAAGACCAGUCAAGAAUCAAACAGACUCGGUCAAAGUUGAGCUACAAAUGAUUUAUAAAGAGCUCAAAGAAAUUGAGGAACCAAAACAGCAAAUGACAUCAAUAACACGAUUUAGUAUAAAAUGGAAAGAUGUUUCCUUGCAGUGGAAGAAAGAAAAGUAUGGAGGAGUGAAAGCUAUCCAUCUCACACCGAAUCGCAUUUGGAAACCAGAUUUGACUUUAUACAACAGUGUCCACAAAGAUGGCGGAAAUAUUUACAGUUAUUUAACGAGAGCUUUAGUGACAAAUGAUGGAACAGUGACAUGGCUUACUUAUGCUAUGUUGAAAACAACUUGCAAACUGGACAUCUCUGCCUUUCCCGUUGACGAACAAAAAUGCUCAUUAAAGAUCGGCUCUUGGACCUUAAAUGCAGCUAAAUUAGACUUACAGCUUUCAAACACACCACAGCCCAGUUUGGAUCAGUACAGCGCUCACACAGAAUGGGAGCUUCUAUCUGCUACGGCAAAAAGUCGAACUCAAAAGUACCCCUGUUGUCCCGAGUUGUACACAGAUAUCACCUAUACCCUGCACUUUAGACGGAAACCAUGGUUUUAUAUUGUAACAAUAGUUUUCCCUUGCCUAAUAUUGUCGCUAUUGGCAUCAAUUUCGUUUCUAUUCCCUGCCGGCUCAGGGGAACGAGUCUCGCUAGUGAUAUCGGUUUUGCUUGGGCUAACUGUGUUCAUGCUUAUCAUCAACGCGGAGACACCGGUAAGUUCCGACUCUACUCCGAUGUUAACCCGAUACUUCAGCGUGAUAUGCUGCGGGACUUUCCUAAUACUCCUCGCAACUGCGUUUAUCCUUCAAAUUCAUCACGGAUUGAGUUCAGAACCGGUCCCCUAUUGUAUAGCGAGCGUCCGCAAUCUAUUGGCUGUCGUCUUCUGUAUGAGAAACGCGCCAAAAAAGACGGAAAAGAAGCAGCCGCUACUCGAAACGACGAUGCUGGAUGACGAGAAUAGGCUUUCGGUUCCAGCGUUUUCCGAUUCGUCGAUGACAGGCACUUGUGUUAUGAAGAGGAGGCACACUGCGGACAUUAUGCUAAUUAACAAGCUUCAACAUCUCGCGGCCCGUUUUGAGGAAAACGAAACGGUUGGUAAGAUACAGCAAGAUUGGCAAUACACGGCCAGAGUUUUUGACAGAUUCUUUUUUGUUAUAUUUUUAUUGUUUUAUAUUGGUCUAAACCUCUAUAUUAUUGGUUUUUUGUACGUAUAAAAUGUAUAUUGAGUUAACAUAAUUCUGUUUCAGUAAGCACCGGUUCUGUCGGUUGUAAACCGAGCAACCCUUUAAGUGAAUAAUGCAGGCAGGUCCGGAAUGGGCUUGCUUUGCCAGUUUAAAUAUAUCAUACUGAAUGGCCAACUAGAAUGUAGUGUGGGGUUGAUGCACUGAACGAUAUGAUAAGCAAUAAAAAUGAACGACCGGCCAAGUGCCAACUGUUUAAAGAGGUUGAGUACUAAAGAAGAUUUGGAGUGAAAAAAUCCCCUUUAAAAGGCAAUAUAUGAUUUAUUAAAAUAUAGUAACAUAUUCAGAUUGCAAUGCGUUUAAUAUUUCAUUUUAAAAGGACCUAAGAACACGAUAAUCCAAUUUCCUUCAGAGAUUUUCAUUUAUCUGACCUGCCCUGCAAGUAAAGUGGUAAACAAGGAAUGAUAAAACA